AUGGAGCUUGAACCUGAAACCCCCAGCUCCUCCAGUGGUUCUCCAGGAGCCUCCCGGGAAUACAAAGUGGUGAUGCUGGGAGCAGGUGGAGUGGGAAAAAGUGCCAUGACAAUGCAGUUCAUAAGCCAUCGGUUCCCUGACUACCACGAUCCCACCAUUGAGGAUGCUUAUAAAACACAAGUCCGGAUAGAUGACGAACCUGCUUACUUGGACAUAUUGGACACUGCUGGACAAGCAGAAUUCACAGCCAUGAGAGACCAAUAUAUGAGGGGAGGAGAGGGCUUCAUUAUCUGCUAUUCCAUCACGGACCGCCAGUCCUUUCAAGAGGCAGCAGAAUUCAAGGAGCUCAUUUAUCGCGUGCGGCAUACCUAUGACAUCCCCUUGGUGUUGGUGGGCAACAAAAUUGAUCUCAAAGAGUUUCGGCAGGUGUCCAGGGAAGAAGGUACGAACCUGGCCAGACAAUAUGGCUGCCCCUUCUUCGAGACCUCUGCUGCCUUUCAUUUCUAUAUCGAUGAUGUCUUUUACAGACUUGUGAGGGAAAUCCGAAAGAGGGAGAUGUCUCUGUCUCUGGCAGAAAGGAAACAGAAAAGCAAGGACAGUCUGUGGCAGAGACUGAAAGGAUCUUUGAAGAAGAAAAAAGAAAGUCCUUCUUGA
Eublepharis macularius is the source of this 654-nucleotide messenger RNA. RefSeq names its product Ras like without CAAX 2 (gene RIT2). NCBI's taxonomy places the organism in Eukaryota, Metazoa, Chordata, Lepidosauria, Squamata, Eublepharidae. Gene Ontology annotation, cellular component: plasma membrane. Bases 1 to 654 code for a protein of 217 amino acids. The transcript has 5 exons. Gene Ontology annotation, biological process: Ras protein signal transduction; positive regulation of neuron projection development. The record is from RefSeq and is a predicted model, not a curated record. Gene Ontology annotation, molecular function: GDP binding; GTPase activity; GTP binding.